Messenger RNA from Thalassophryne amazonica, 1975 nucleotides. RefSeq names its product solute carrier family 2 member 10 (gene slc2a10). Gene Ontology annotation, biological process: transmembrane transport. NCBI's taxonomy places the organism in Eukaryota, Metazoa, Chordata, Actinopteri, Batrachoidiformes, Batrachoididae. The coding region runs from base 322 to 1953 and encodes 543 amino acids. The record is from RefSeq and is a predicted model, not a curated record. Gene Ontology annotation, molecular function: transmembrane transporter activity. Gene Ontology annotation, cellular component: membrane. The transcript has 6 exons.
GUCUGUCCUCCAGUUUGUCUUCUUGCAAAGUUUCUCCUCCUGUAACUUGACACGGCGCUGCCACGUUUCCAGAAGUGUCUCGGUUUAUAAUAACGGUGUGUUUUUAUAAUAUUGUAGUGUGUUGUCUGUCGCUGUGUGGACUCUUUUUCACGCAGUCUGACCUCGAGUCUGCCAAAGAAACAAGAGCGGAACUUUUCCUCUACAAACUUGAUUUUAACUGCAAAAAGGAUCAGAAGAUGAAUCGAUCAGCAGAUGUGCUCUAAGAAACCACAUCGGAUGUGCAAGGCCAAACUGAAAUGUGCUGAUAACAGGACAUAAGCAAUGGGUUCCACCAUCUUACUCUUGGCCAGUGCAGUGUCCAGUCUGGGUGGCCUGAUCUUUGGCUAUGAGCUAGGAGUCAUCUCAGGUGCGCUGCUGCAGCUCAGGGUUGAGUUCAGGCUGUCAUGUGUCCAGCAGGAGGGUCUGGUCAGCUCCUUGCUGAUUGGAGCUCUGGUGGCUUCCUUCGUGGGAGGCUUUCUGAUUGACAGACACGGCCCCAGGAACUCCAUCCUUUUGAGCAAUGUCCUGAUCCUGACUGGCAGUCUCAUCCUGAUUAGCACUUCCUUCAUGGCACUGGUUGUGGGUAGGAUCACAGUGGGCUUCGCCAUGUGCAUAUCAUCCAUGUCAUGCUGCAUCUUUGUGUCUGAAAUGGUCACCCCUGACCGCAGAGGCUUCUUGGUAACACUGUAUGAAGUUGGGAUCACUGUAGGCAUCCUGACAGCCUACGGCAUGAACUACAUUCUGUCUGAGUACAACAGAGGGUGGAAGUGGAUGUUUGGAUUAGCCAUAAUACCGACUUUGGUUCAGCUGCUCUCCAUAUGGUUUCUCACAUGGAAAACGAAACAUUCUUUAAUCCAGAGGGACUGCUCGCAAACUGAAUGUGACCUCAUGACUUCCACUGAAAACCAUGAAGAAGACUUAGAAGUCACCUCAAGCAGGAAAAAGGAGAAGAUUCAAUACAGCAUUAUGUAUCUUUUCCAGCAUAAAGACAACAUGAGGAAACGGACUCUGAUUGGACUGGCUUUAGUGAUCUUUCAGCAGUUCACAGGUCAGCCCAAUAUUCUCUUCUAUUCCUCCACCAUCUUUCAUUCCGUGGGGUUCCAGAGCAACACCUCUGCAGUGUUGGCAUCCGUGGGCUUAGGUGUGGUGAAAGUGAUUGCUACUCUGAUCUCCAUGGUAUUUUCUGACAGGGUGGGAAGGAGACCCUUGCUCAUCAGUGGCUGUACUGUUAUGGCACUGUGUCUGAUCACCAUCGGACUUCUUAGUGGACAUUCUUUGACAAAUGCCAAGAGGCCUUGUAAUUCUGAGUACAACAUCAACAACAAGACGAUCAUACCUCAUUUAACUCUUAAUAAUCAAACAGUUCCUGGUGUGCCAGGUAAAGACAGCCAGAACCUCUUCAAUAUCACUCAACAUGGAGAUGUGGUAUUUGACAAAGUUAAACAAGGUCCACUGGAAAGUGCUGCAGCAUCUUCUCAAGGAACCAGUGGAACGGUUGGGAACUGGAUCGUUGUCCUUUGUUUGAUGGCUGUUGUCAGUGCGUACUCUAUUGGAUUUGGACCAAUGACGUGGCUUCUCCUGAGUGAGAUAUUUCCAGCUGCUGUCAGAGGAAGGGCAUUCGCAUUCACCAGCUGCUUCAACUGGGCCGCCCACCUGUUGGUCUCCUGUACUUUUUUGAAUAUUAUCGAUGCGAUUGGUCUGUCAGGGAUGUUCCUGUUGUACGGGGUGAUCGCUGUAGCAGCUGGAGUUUUUUUCUGCUUCAUGCUACCAGAGACAAAAGGGAAGACGCUGGAACAAAUAGACAAAGAGCUGCGUUCAAACAGGUUGUACUACAGUGAGGACUGCUGCAGCAUCAUCAGCCGGAGGACGUCAACACGAUACCAGAGAGUGGCUCGUCAGCUCAGCACCACAUAACGCUCACAUCGCAUUCUAUUUU